This is a messenger RNA of Penicillium alfredii, 741 nucleotides long. RefSeq lists its product as uncharacterized. Lineage: Eukaryota; Fungi; Ascomycota; Eurotiomycetes; Eurotiales; Aspergillaceae. Bases 1 to 741 code for a protein of 246 amino acids. The record is from RefSeq and is a predicted model, not a curated record. The transcript has a single exon.
AUGAAGGUCAAGCCUCCUGUAUUGCGAUUUGAGGGCACCGAUAGUGUUACCCUCAACUACGAUGUUGCAGGGGGAACAACUCAGAUUGAUGACGGCAAGGUGAAGCCAUUGCCAGCUGGACUCUCUAUACAGCUCACAACAAGGCUCAGCAAUGUCUCUGGCACGGUCGAUAGCGCAAACCAAUUCACCGAGGACAAAGAUAGUAAUGGCCGGCCCGCAAGCAUCAAGCCUCCAAAAUACAAAGUGGUUCUCAACCCAGCACAGAGACAGGCAGCUCAAUGCGUGUUCAUCGACAUGACAAAUGUCACUGCAAGUGUGAAGCCACAGCCAGGGAGCACCCAAAUGGCAGAAAGAGAGGCCAAGGCAUUGAAUGCGACCUGCGACCAGAUCCGGUUCUACUUCCAAAACGCAAAAGAAACCAAGUACUACUUGGCGGGCGUGUCCAACGCCUAUGCGUCGGAGAAGGACGCGCAUGUCCUGCGGCCUGUGUCGUUUAACUUUUCGAUUGUGGGUGCUGAGACGAACGAAGCAGCUUUGUGUAUGUGGAUCGAGGUCAGUGGUGGUGCCCGAAACGGCGCAGAACAAUCAGGGGCAUCGUCGGUCACAUUCCAUCCAAAAGAGCAUGAUCGCAACCCAUUGCCCGUUGGCAGUACCGCCAGUGUUAUCCUCAGUCACGAUAUCAUCUGGAGUCAGUUUCUGAAGGUGCGUCUGCUAUUCUGCACACAGUGUGCCCUGGUGUAA